CCAACAUUAUUUAUUCUGAUUCUUACACAACAUGAUGCCUAUAACCAACGUAAAGCUAUCCGAGAGACGUGGGGUAGGAUAGCUCGUCAUGAACCUUGGCCUGGUCGACGGUUACUCGGUGAAGUUCGACUGAUAUUUUUACUGGGUGCAAUCGAUAACGCUCCUCUGAAUAAAGCAGUUCAAAUUGAAGCCAGUGAACAUAGAGAUAUAGUGGAGGCCAACUUUAUAGAUUCCUAUUUCAAUUUGACUCUCAAAGUGUUAAUGGGUAUCAAAUGGGUUCGAACUCAUUGUCCCAAAACUAAAUAUAUCAUGAAGAUGGACGAAGACUCGUUUGUGGAUAUUCCGAGACUAGUGAACAUGUUGAUGUCCGUAUCGCCGCAAAAUGCAAUUUUUGGACCAUAUUCUUACUCUGAGAAAGUCACCCGUCCCAAUCUUUAUGGAAACAGUAGUAAAGGCGCCGUUUCGUAUGAAGCUUAUUCACCGGAGUGGUACCCACCGCAUGUGAAGGGAAAUUUUUAUAUCAUGCCCUAUCCCCUUGCAGUGAAAAUUAUGAACGUUUCUCAAUAUUUCCCUUAUAUGAAUAUUGAAGAUGCGUAUAUUACUGGAAUACUGGCUAAAGUCUUUGACGCCAGACAUAUGGAAAUUUCCGUUGACCAAUAUGACAAAUAUCCAGAAAUGGAUUUAGAUCAUUGCGCUUUUGUGUUGGAACGGAGAAUUGCGUGUCAAAAGGUCUACCCUGAAUUACUUUAUAAUUUUUGGAAAAGGAUUGAAAAUACAGAG
Molecule: messenger RNA, 780 nt
Organism: Lottia gigantea (owl limpet)
Lineage: Eukaryota; Metazoa; Mollusca; Gastropoda; Lottiidae
Exons: 1
Cellular component (GO): membrane
Molecular function (GO): hexosyltransferase activity
Source: RefSeq, a predicted model, not a curated record